UAUCUUGGUAUUUUCUACUGAACGGCCCUGGUUGUGUGUUGGCGCCCUGGCUUCGGAAACUAUGACACUAUUUGAUAAUAACUUUAUUUUGGUUGUCACAACUUCGCUUUUGCUAGCUCUGUGCGGAAAUUUAAGUGCUGUUAGCACGGAAGAGCAUCGAAACUCCGAUCGCAACAACGAAAUGGCAGGAUCAGGAGUUGCCAAGCAGCUGUUCGCCUGCAAUUUCGAGGUUUUUGGACGAGUGCAAGGUGUGUUCUUCCGCAAGUACACGGAGCAGGAGGCCAAAAGACUUGGAGUUAGGGGCUGGUGCAUGAAUACCCGGGAUGAGACCGUCAAGGGGCAACUGGAGGCUCCUCUAGCGGAGCUAAACGAAAUGAAACACUGGCUGCAGACCAAAGGAAGUCCCAGCUCUAAGAUCUCCAAAGCGGAAUUUUCGCCAGCCCAGGAAAUCGAUGGCUAUACGUUCACUUCCUUCGCUAUAAAACGUUAAACGCAAAUUGUUAGCUCGUUCGCCAUAAAUAUUUAUUUUAAAAGACAUCCAUGUAUUCGCGAAACAAAAUCAAAAUAAAAUACCAGGGCUCCAGGAAAGAGCUGCAUCGUUAUCGACUAGCUCGAUAAUACUCGAUAGUGUUGAAAUUAGAAA
This is a messenger RNA of Drosophila erecta, 643 nucleotides long. RefSeq names its product acylphosphatase-2. The coding region runs from base 62 to 490 and encodes 142 amino acids. The record is from RefSeq and is a predicted model, not a curated record. Gene Ontology annotation, molecular function: acylphosphatase activity. Lineage: Eukaryota; Metazoa; Arthropoda; Insecta; Diptera; Drosophilidae. The transcript is spliced from 4 exons.